UGAGUACAGCAGCGAUCACAUUGUUUCUUGCGGUUCCUGUAAGUAGAACUCGACCGUACAGUAUGUCACAACGGAUAUCUGUGGUGUGUUAUGGAUUGCAGUGUUGCAGGCCAUAUCUCAAGUCUUCUUAACUAGUAAAAGUAUUAAUUUCUAGCCUCGUUUUACAGAGGCAGUUUUUACAUACUCAAUGCGUCACAACUGUUUCUAUUACAUUUCUUAUUCUUGAGAAUUGUAGUAAGAGAAGUUGUAGCAUACCGAUUCAAAACUUCGUUGAUUUUUGGAAUUAAGUCAGAAAACUUUGCUUAAUCGACUUGUCGACGUUUGAAAAAUUCGAAAACAUAUAGAUUUUGUUUUCAGACUACUGACUAUUUUACAUUGUCUCGACUUGUCUAAACCGUGUAUCCAAAUAACCGUUUCGAUUUUAGCAAGUAACCUGCAGUUUGGUGAAAGAUACAUUUGAUUGUCGACUAAAGUGUAAGAAAAAUCCUACUGAUUCAACAGCCAGUGGUAACUGUUUCUUGAAACUGUACAGUUAGGAAGAGUGACUAAGUCUCCACAUGACCUUUCCUUGAACAGUGAGUCAACUUACACCUGAAAAUCCGGUCCUUCGGAUGUCACAAGGCCAACAAAACAGCUUGGAGACAGAGAGCAGUGAUUGCUCAGUAAAGGUUAGAGCAUAGAUUGACCCAGUGAGAAAAAUCAUCCAACCAUAGACUAGCUAGGUUGAAAGCCAGCGUACAGAACGUAACCCGAGCCAGGUUUUCCUGCAGAAUACGAAGAGCACAAUGGUCAGUAGCGACGCCAGUGCGGUUCUCUCUGUGAUAAAGUGGGGAAAUGAAGGGCAUUACCUCAAGGAAUUCACUCAAAAGUUCAGUCUUCCUCAAGUUGCUAAGAUUAUUAAAGGCCAAUACCAGAAUGUCGGAGUGCCAACCUUAACUUGCCCUUCUUUGAACCAGUUAGUAUAUAUUGCUUCGAGUGGACAGAAAGUGCGAGUGGAAGCUCAGUGUGUAAAGUUUAAAGACAACCAUGGUGUUGUAACACUUGGUCCUAAACUAGCCAUUCCCGAUAGCUACGACGGUUGGUUUGAGAUUCUUUCGGAAGAUGGCCGUGCUGUGCGAUGUCUUGAGAGUGUCGCUGAACUUACUCGUGUAUUUCCAAAAACUUGCCUAGUGAGAGAAAGUGUGAAAGCAUACCUCAGCAGGAGUGAAGAUCCCGAUAUCAUUUCUGAUAAGACACGAACAGUUGCGGAAGGCGCAACUCUAGUUCUGAUUAACGAAUUGCUGAUGCCCUUGCCCAGAGGAAAGGGGUCUGGUCGUUUUCUCUGUUGUUUUACUUCUCGAGGAGAAACCAUUUAUUUAGGACUUGAACAAAAAGGAAAGUUUAGUCCCAUUGCUGGUGGAGAGAAUAUUUCUGGAGUACACAGUAUUAAAAAUUUAUUGUCAAAACGACUUCCACUUAUGGUCAGACUUGUGUAUGGUAAACCACCAUCUGGAUUCAAGUCAAAUUUUAUUCCUGUAAUGAGGUUGUGUUCUUUAUUUGAAGAAGAUUGUGUCUUGGUUUUACCUUUGCUUAAAGAUUUUAACGCUAUUUCGCUCCCUGUCAAUCUUCCGCUGAAGCUUCAAGCUCCACGUAACGUAGAGAGUCUCAUCAAGCUACGUGAAUACUCAAGAUUGAGCGAAAAAUGUAACAAGAUGAUACAGGAAACAUCCAAUACAAUUCAGGUCAUAGAUUCCACCCUAAAAAAAGAAUAUAGGAUUGAAAAGCUGCUGCACCGCCCUUACUUUCAUAAUCAUAAAUUUUCAAAGCAUAUUAGAAGCAUUCCUUUGAUUAAAAGACGUUUCUCAGAUCCCAUGUGUGAGGAGACUACCAAAACACUUGUUCCUUGGACGCGAGAUGUGUCGGUGCCAGGAGAAAACGUAGGUGCUAAGGAGUAUGAAAUAAAAUACCCUGACAAUCACCAACAUUAUGAGGACUAUUACGAUGAAAUUGACCAGAUUUACGACUAUGUUAGGGGAUUUGCCCCCCUUCCAAACAGGCUAAAGGCUGAUUUCAAGACCAAAGAUUAUGCUUCCUUAGAAAUAUCAACCACUCCAAAAUUCUUGAAUUCUACAGUACAUCCUAAUCAUUUUCAACAUUCUUCCCCGCAAACAGAAACCAUUGAUUUUCCAGUGGAAAAAGAAAAGCCCGAACCUCCUCCAAUCGAAACAAUCCCUAUCAGGAAAUUAUCUGUCAGCACUGAGUCACCUCAACACACUGCGCAGAAAAUUACAGUCAGUAUUGUAAACAAGGCUUCUCCAAAAAUGAGGGGCAAUUCAUUGGCUAGCAAAGAUACUUCUCCUGAAGAACAUAUAUAUGAAAAAAUAGGGAAUAGAAACGGUGAAGGAAAGAAUACACCAAUUUACCAUACAAGAGCACCCGUACGCUCAUACAGCGCUGGAAAAAUAUACAUAGCCAGUGGAAAUCACUCAACUUAUAAUAACAAAAUAUUCAUCAAAAGCCCUUCUCAACAGAAAUACUUCCAGAAAAAUAGAUUAUUCAAAAGUACCAAAACAUCACCUUCCAAAGACAAUGUUAUGCCUCUUCAGCGGACUGCUCGUGCUAAAACCUGUCGCACCAGUAAAUCCCUGACUACUUCACCUUUGUUUCACAUUCGUUACAAAUCUUUAACCAACUUAGUUGCGGAUUUCAAUAAUACUCUCGACUCUAGCAAUUCAGGAGGACAGACUUCAUCAGGGUCUGCGGGAUCCAAGGAAAAGGACUUCAAACCUAGAAGUCGAAAGCUUCCAAGACCAAAAUCAAUGACAAACUUGUUUUGGGAUGUUCAUAAUUUGGACAGUUGCAACAAAUACAAUUUAAUCCAUAAUGAAAUGAGCAGUAAGAUCGAAAAUCGAAAAUUUAUUUUUGCACGUGAAUCAAGUAACCCAAAGCUGAUACAUACAACACAACAUAAACGCAUUGGGACGUUGUAUCUUUAGAAGUUGAUAAUUCAUGACCUCUGUAUGAACAGUUCUGCAUAAAAUUUCUUGCCAUUCUUGGACUUUUACUCAUUAUUUUUAGCGAUCUGUUUCGGUGUUUUGGAAGCAGAAGACCAAUAGAGAAGAAUCAAUUUUUGUUACGCUUAUUUCAUGCCUGCUUAUUUACUGCUUUACAUCAAUACCAAUAACUGAUUAUUAAAUCAAACAGACAUGAAGGACUUUUAACCAACAUGAAAUUUAUAAGCAUAUUUCCAAUGCUGUUGUGCCAUGAAUUGUCAAGCUGGCUGACCAUAAGGGACCGCUCAAAGUGAUAUGAAAAUGUAUGCUGGGAAAAAUAUGAUACAAGUUCAAGGACUGUGUUUUGAAAUAUAUUUUUGUGAUAGCAUUGUGAAAUAAUGCAUAUAUACUUUUGUACAUAAGUCGUUAUGUUUUCAGUUCUGUUCAUUGAGGUUUAUUAUUAUUAUUUAAUGCCAUAUCUGUAUACCUUGUUAAUGAAAUACGAUAUCUGUUUUCAACUGAUGUUAUGUAAUUUUGAAGGUGAAUUAUUGUAUUUUGCCAUCUCGUAUUCUAAACACUUGUAUGUGCAUCUUAGAUAGUCCAGAGAAAUACUUAAGUUGCAUGUUCUACGUAAUUGUUGGUAGUGCAAGCUAUUCUAUUAAACACAGUUACUCUUUCUCCUAUCCAGAUGCUAAUUUUUUUAUUGUAAGAGUUUGUGAUUAAACAUAUUACUUCCAAAGUUGGUUAACCUUGUGGGAAAGACGUGGAAGAAAAAUAUAGUUAAAGCAAUUUACAGUGACAUGUAAACAUCAAAAUUCAAUAUAAUGUUAUGAUAUAUCGCAUUAAAAUGUCAUUAUGCUUUGAAGAAACACACGAGAGCGUUUAACAAAAGUAGAACAGUUUUCUGAUACUCCUCUUAUAAAAUUUCUGACUGCCAGAUAAACGUAUAUUCUUAAUUGCAUAUUAAUCAUUCAGGUGUAAAGCAGUAUACUCUAGUUAGUUUUGAAAUACAUUUUACCUUUUUUUCCUCCUCCUAGCAUCAUUACGUCUUUCUCUGGAUAGUCUAAGACAUAUUACUAAGCUUUGUGAGAGCUCAACCAUAAAAUGUGAUUUUCGUGUGAUGUAUGACUAAUAAA
Molecule: messenger RNA, 4108 nt
Organism: Limulus polyphemus (Atlantic horseshoe crab)
Lineage: Eukaryota; Metazoa; Arthropoda; Merostomata; Xiphosura; Limulidae
Exons: 2
Coding region: 786-2975 (729 amino acids)
Source: RefSeq, a predicted model, not a curated record